This is a messenger RNA of Camellia sinensis, 928 nucleotides long. RefSeq names its product adenine phosphoribosyltransferase. NCBI's taxonomy places the organism in Eukaryota, Viridiplantae, Streptophyta, Magnoliopsida, Ericales, Theaceae. The record is from RefSeq and is a predicted model, not a curated record.
AUUCCCUCACUCUCCCAAACACACCCUUCCAAUCUCACCACCACCAAUCCCAACACAACCGGUCAAAUAAAAAAUGUUGACCACCGCCGGACCACCACCAUCGCCGCCACUCCUCCUCCUCCUCAUUCUCCUCCUCAUCACAUCCCCACCCCCAUCAAAUUCCCUCUCCUUCUCCCAAUUCCAAACCCUAUUCUCUCUCUCCCAUUCCCUCAUGACUCGCGUCGCCAACCUCCGCGCCUCCCGCGGCGACCUCUCCGGCUCCGACCGAGCCAGGCUCAUCGCCGCCAAGCUCAAGCGAGCCACGGGUCUAGGGUUUUGGGGAGCCAUGUGGUCCGUGGGUUGGGACUACGUUAGGAACUACUCCUGGAGGGAUUUUACGGCGUCGUUUGAGGUUCGAGGGGCUGUGUCCGACUUGAAUGAGUUGUUGAGGGCUUUGAAUGAGUUGACUCGGAUGGAAUCGCCGGCUGAGAGGGUUGAGUGGGUUAGCCGAAAUUACAAAAAUGCCCUCAGGGUUUCGAGGUCUUUGCUUCAGAGACUUCUUCAAGUGUUUGGUCAAUCGGGGCCUCUGAGGGAAGUGGUGGAGACAGUACAAAAAGAGGUGGUGGAGGGUGAGUUACUAAGGGACUGCCUUGAAUUGGGAAACGAUGACCUGAAGGGUUUGAUUCAAAUCUUCAAAGACAUUGCUUUACAAUUCUCAUCCAAUCCUGACAGAAGUCAUGAUCUAUGAUUGAGAUAUUCUACUACUCACCUUCCCUUAUCAAGGCCCCAUUUUUUGUUUUUUGGUGUUACAUUGCUGCAUGUAUCUAAUCAUUUGUAUCACUAUAAAAUGGAUUAGUCUGAACCACAUGGGUGUGUUUAUAUUUCUAUACAAAUAUUAAAAUAUGUCUCAUUUAUAUCCAUUUAUUGGAAGUCAAAAUGUUUAUUACUA